Messenger RNA from Pelobates cultripes (western spadefoot toad), 183 nucleotides. The record is from the annotation of a GenBank genome assembly. Lineage: Eukaryota; Metazoa; Chordata; Amphibia; Anura; Pelobatidae.
AUGGCGCCGACCUCCCCUGGAGUGAGCAGCAGUGACAGCCCGACACAGGGCUCAUCCAGAGGAGAAUCACUCUCCCAAAUAGCAACUGAUGUGGCCACAAUCACUGCCAACAUGCUGUCACGUGCAGACAAAACAAAAAUGCUGGCAGAAAUUAGAGCCGAGAUUAGAGAGGAAGUUAUGGAG